AUGGAUAUCUCCGAAACCAACUUCCGAUCGCUACAGCCUGCUGCCGUUAAUAUCAAGAGCCUGGGUGCCAUUUCAGGUGUCUUGGAGCGACUGAACCAGCUAGGGGCUGCCAUUCGACGGUCAUCAGUGAGCAGCCAGACUUCCAAGGCGAGAGCGUUUGCUGCGACUCUUGACUUGACUUCUUUCGAGCAAGUCGCGAAUCUAUUACUGCGCACACUUUACUUGAACGCCAGUGAUAGUCUCAUCGAGCGACUCACGCAAUCCAUGGCGGAUUCCUACGCCCGCUUUCUUCAGCGCAAAAGCCGCCAAGAGCGACUCCAAGUUACUCGACCUGUUCCGCGAUCACAAAUACCACUAACGCCGAUCCAGGAAGAGCCUUCCGGUGCUUUCGCGGGCUCAGAUGCCAUGCGUGUCUCCUUGAAGAGGCUUCGUAUCGGCGACAGCUUGACUGAUAAUAUACCCCGGCUUCCUCCACCUCCGUCUGAUAACAGGGUACCUCAAUCCGAGCCCACCUCUGUGGACAGUCGGAAGGUGAAGGAUCAGCUUCGAAGAUCGAUAAGCCCCACUUCAAAUACUAAAUCAGUCUCCAUUCUGGUAAAUCAGGCAGAGUAUCCCCACCCAGCCAAAGAAAGUCUUGUCUGUGAGUGGUGUUUUAGCCCUCUCAUGGCAGGGUCUCGAGAGACCCCCAAGUGGCAGUAUGAUCUUCUCAUUAUCCGAAAGCCACACUGUCACUUACACUUAAUAUAUAGAGAGCAUAUAAAUGAAGACUUCGAACCCUAUAUCUGUCUCUCCGAGGAAUGUGCUGAAUACAUGCCUCGAUUCGCCUCCUCACGGCAGUGGCUCGAGCAUAUGGUGACCGCUCACGGCGAGAAUUGGCACCAAGAGGUAUAUGCACCAGCCUCAUGGAUUUGCCCUCUAUGUGCUGAACUGGAAGCUUCAUUCAAUAGUCCUGAGGAUCUUUCGGCCCACAUUGACAAUCUUCACAUAGAAAUUUCCAGAGAGCAGCAAAUCAAGGCCAUUGUCCGGCAGAGUAUGCUUCAAUGCCCCCGGCCACUAGGGACAUGUCCCCUGUGUUGCUUUACGAUUAUUGAUGAGCAAGUACCCCAAGAAAGUCAGAGAGGCACCACCAGAAGCAACGAGCAAGCGAAACAUUACAUGGCUAAUUCCGAUGAGAGUCGGUCCAAAAGGUUAAAGACAGAUACGAGCUUCUCUAAGAUGAGCGGCGAAACCAAGCCGGAUAUCGAACAAAAGAUAAUUCCUGGAAAGAAAUCAGAAGUCACAGACGACUCAGUUUCCAAAAGCAAGCUCGGGACUGAGGUUAUAGGAAGUCAUGUGGCUGCCCAUCUUCAGAACAUCAUGCUUCUUACACUGCGCCUGAUAUCUAUAGAUGGUAUUGCAGAAACAUCAACAGGAAGUGAUUUCGGAAGUCCAAGAACUGACUAUCAAGCUUCCUGGGUCGACUCGGGGGCGAGGGGCCUCGACCAGGAAGAGUCUGAUAUAGGCUAUGACCUGUCACAACAUACCGAUGGCAACAUCGACCUUGAUGAUGGAGCCCAAUCAUACAUAGAUUGGAGCGAUGUACCUCACUGUGAUGAAACUCCGAUGGAAGAGGACAAGAUCUUACAGGAGAUUGGAUUAUCAAGAGCAGGCCGCCCCAACAACCGAGAAGAUCAAUCCCAAGCACACUAUAUAAUCCCAUCCUUGGAAAAUCGUCACUUCACUGGCCGUCAAUCCACUCUAGAUGUGCUUAAACAGAAGCUAUUUAUCCAAGCAAAUUCUGAAAAAUUAGCUCUGUGCGGACUAGGUGGGAUCGGUAAAACCCAGGUUGCGCUCCAGCUUGCCGGCUGGGUGAAAACGCAUAUACCAGACUGCUCUGUCUUCUGGGCUCCAGCCUUCAGUCUCGAAAGUUUUGAGCAGGGUUGUUCUCAAAUCGCGAAUGAGCUCCAAAUUUAUCCGAGCCUAGACGGUGAAAAUCCGAUGGAGAUAGUGCACCGGCACCUCAGCUCUGAUAGAUCUGGAAGGUGGCUUUUCAUAGUCGACAAUGCUGACGAUAUUGAAUUGCUUGUCAAUGAGCUUAAUCAGUAUCUCCCUGCUAAUAAGCGAGGGGUGACUUUGCUAACUACUCAGUCCCGUGAGGUAGCUGUAUCCUUUGCAGAAAGGGAUAUAGUCGAACUUGAAAUGAUGACAAUAGAGGAAGGUGCUACUUUUCUUACUAAGGUUAUAAGGGAAAGCUCAUUUGGCACCCAAGAAUCCGCUUUACAACUACUAGAGGAGCUGAACUUUAUCCCUCUAGCUAUUAUGCAAGCAGCUAACUAUAUUAAUCUGAGUCAUAUAACGACUACUCAGUACCUCGACCUUAUGCAUAAGACUGAGCAGGACCGAGUUCGUCUAGCGAGCAGGAACUUCCACGAUAGCUCUCGCUACUAUACAAUGCAAAACGCCGUGACUACUAUAUGGCAUAUUUUAUUCAAUCGGAUCAAAAGCUCUGAGCCUUCUGCUGCUGAUUUGUUAGGAUUUAUAGCUUACCUGGAGCCAAAGGCAAUACCACGAUCUAUUCUCCCUGCUCUGAAUUCAGAAAAGGAUAUCGAGCUCGGUAUUUGUAUACUGUGUGACUAUGGGCUCUUGACCAAGAUGGGAACCGCCGAGGAUAUGUUUGAUAUGCAUAGCCUUGUGCAGCUAUCAGUACGAGCAUGGAUCAAAGAAAUGCAGAAGACACAGCAGAUUAUUGCUAGUGUAAUAAAGCAUGUGGACCAGUGUUUUCCAUCAGAUCAAUAUAAAAAUCGUGCGAUAUGGAGCACGUACCUGCCACAUGCUAUUGCAGUUACUAGGAGAGAGGAAAGUAAGAGUAUAACUGAGAGAUACAGCUUACUUUCGAAGAUUGGAAAGUGUAUGUUAGUGGAAGGGCGAGCUGCAGAAGCUUUGCGGUAUUUUGAAGAUGUGUUUGUAUGGAUGAAAAUCACCUACAAAGAAGAAGAUCCCUCUCGACUAUCAUCUCAGCACGAACUCGCACAAGCAUAUCAAGCCAACGGGCAGAUCAAACAGGCUAUAGAGCUGUUUGAGGAUGUGUUUAUGAUCCGACUGAGAACGCUGAAUGAAGAGCAUCCUGAUCGACUAGCGUCUCAGCACGAACUCGCACAGGCAUAUCAAGCCAACGGGCAGAUCAAAGAGGCUAUAAAGCUACUUGAGAAUAUCGUUACGUUGCGAGAGAGAACGCUGAAUGAAGAGCAUCCUGAUCGACUAGCGUCUCAGCACGAACUCGCACAGGCAUGUCAAGCCAACGGGCAGAUCAAAGAGGCUAUAAAGCUACUUGAGAAUAUCGUUACGUUGCGAGAGAGAACGCUGAAUGAAGAGCAUCCUGAUCGACUAGCGUCUCAGCGCGAAUUCGCACAGGCAUGUCAAGCCAACGGGCAGAUCAAAGAGGCUAUAAAGCUACUUGAGAAUAUCGUUACGUUGCGAGAGAGAACGCUGAAUGAAGAGCAUCCUGAUCGACUAGCGUCUCAGCGCGAACUCGCACAGGCAUAUCAAGCCAACGGGCAGAUCAAAGAGGCUAUAAAGCUACUUGAGAAUAUCGUUACGUUGCGAGAGAGAACGCUGAAUGAAGAGCAUCCUGAUCGACUAGCGUCUCAGCGCGAACUCGCACAGGCAUAUCAAGCCAACGGGCAGAUCAAAGAGGCUAUAGAGCUACUUGAGAAUGUCGUUACGUUGCGAGAGAGAACGCUGAAUGAAGAGCAUCCUGAUCGACUAGCGUCUCAGCGCGAACUCGCACAGGCAUAUCAAGCCAACGGGCAGAUCAAAGAGGCUAUAGAGCUACUUGAGAAUGUCGUUGCGUUGCGAGAGAGAACGCUUAAUAAAGGGCAUCCCGCUCUUCUAGCCUCUCAGCGCGCGCUCCAAGAAGCAAACCAGUCGGUCAAAGCUCUUCCCUGA
This is a messenger RNA of Penicillium macrosclerotiorum, 3924 nucleotides long. RefSeq lists its product as uncharacterized. The record is from RefSeq and is a predicted model, not a curated record. Bases 1 to 3924 code for a protein of 1307 amino acids. Lineage: Eukaryota; Fungi; Ascomycota; Eurotiomycetes; Eurotiales; Aspergillaceae. Gene Ontology annotation, molecular function: protein binding; ADP binding. The transcript has a single exon.